Bradysia coprophila is the source of this 802-nucleotide messenger RNA. RefSeq lists its product as uncharacterized. The record is from RefSeq and is a predicted model, not a curated record. NCBI's taxonomy places the organism in Eukaryota, Metazoa, Arthropoda, Insecta, Diptera, Sciaridae.
AUAUUCUCUUUUCCGAAGGAUUGUUAUUCCAAUAUAUACGAACGAUGAUGACAUGUUCAUAUGCUUUUCUUAAAAGUAGUUUUAGUCACCAGAGACCUUCCUGCAAUCAAUCAUUCAUUGUGAAAACUUAACAAAGACAAAAUGAGUAAAAUUGCUGUGGUUGCGUUAUUCGCCAUUUGUUCGAUUACCUAUGUUCAAGGUAACAUCUUCACAAAUGCCAUCAAUGACGGUAUUUAUUCGGUGAUCGACAUACUACUGAAAGAUAAGUACCAAGACAAUCCUCGGAAAGCGGAAUGCAUGAGUGAGGAUUUCAAGCGAAAUCAUAUCGCUGACAAAUUCUAUUCGACUGAUCUGCUCGUCAAUCAGGAGAAAUUAUCGCGUGAACUUCAACCGUACAUCGAUGCAGCCAAUUUAAAAUGCGAUGUGGUUGCAUUUUUGCUCAGCCCAUUGGGCAUUGGCAUCAUGGUUCUCAUCGCUUGCAUGUUGGCCAUUUCAUGCAUUUGCUGCUUGAUUCGUUGCAUUUGCAGAUAGAUUGGACGGUCGACUAAAACUAUAAUUUGUUGUGCAGAAUACCCCGUGUGCUCAGAAAAAUAACUCAAAAACAUUCCAAACAAUUCUCAGAUGAAUCUUCAAACUAUUUUCGUUUUUUGUAAUACUUUUUUGAUGUACGAACUUCUAUGAUUAAGAACUUGUUACCUCAUAUCAGCCGAAAUUUAUAUAUAAUUAACUUAUACAAUAAAUUUACUGAUUUUUGGGUAAAAAUAUACAUGAAAAUGAUGAUAAUAAACGGCUUGAAGGUUGA